UUUGUGAUUCACUGCUUUCUAUUCACAUUCUGAACAAAAGAGUGGAAAGAGGCUUCUCUCUUCCUCCUCCCCUCCUGCCUCCCACCCGGAGCAGCGUCUGACUAAUUGUGCAUCCUCCCUUGCAGAGAGCCAGCUGAGAACAAGCGCUCUCCGAAGUCCUGCCUUCACCGUAGCAGCGAGCCUGGGAUCCCCCGGAGAAUCGGGUUCAGGAGGUCCACGGUAGCCCAUUCGCCUCGGUGCUCGCCUUCUUGGACACAGACCACAACGUCAAGAUGCAGCUGUGGCGCAAGAGGCAAGGUCUUGGCCUGCUCAUGAUGUUUUCUUGGCAGGUUGGCCUAUUCCUCCUCAUCCAAGGGGUCCCCGGAAGCAGGAAUCACAAAGAAGACUUUAUAUUCUGUGGCCAAAGAAAUCAGACCGAGGACAGUAGCCUCAUCUAUCAAAAGGGAGAUGUGACCCACAUCACCAUCGAGAACAAUCAGAGCGUCUUGAAGAUCAUUGCGCCAUUCGAACCGAAUUCCAACAGAAUCCUCUUCCCUCAUCAGAAGGGAAUUUAUCACUUCUGCAUCUACUGGUUUCAAAGGAUGGGCAUUUUCAACAUUACCUAUGGCAAAAAUACCUAUACGUUAAGUAACAUGGCCAACGAAUUUCUGUGUUUCGAUCAUCCAGGAAAGAAUCGGUCUAAAAGCCCGGCCCUUCUCAGUACUUCUUUCAGCUCCUGGAGGCUCCCUCAGAACACCACUCUCCCUAAUGCGGCCGUGUACAGCUUCAACUCCCAUGCUCCCUCCACAGCUGGCAGCUCCAAUGGGUCGACCAACCUGUGUGAUCUGGAAAAGGAGUUAAAGUUGCUGAGCUCAUUCAUGAGCCAUCCGCUCAAGGCCCAGAGGAUGUUUCCUCAAAACACAGUAAACAAGCAUCUUCAGAGUUUGGAGUCAAAGCUAGCAGCCGUGGCCUUCCAAGGGGAGAUAGUUUCUUUUGAGGAAAAGAAUGUCAACGCGACCGUUUGGAAGAUAAAAUCCUCCUUCAGUCCUCAGAAUCUGCACCUCAACUCCAAGAUGGAGAAAGAUCAGAAAGAGGUGCAGGGCUAUUCGCUGACUCUGCCCAGGAAGCUCUUCGAGAUGACCAAGGGCAGACAAGGAAAGGCUGAGAAAAGACUCCUUCUGGUGGAUUUCAGCAGCCAGGCCCUUUUCCAGGACAAGAACUCCAGUCAGGUACUUGGAGAGAAGGUCCUGGGCAUCGUGGUGCACGGCAGCAAAGUGGUUGACCUCCCAGAACCCGUGGUCCUCACCUUCCAUCAUCAGCCACAGUCGAGGAAUGUGACUCUGUGCUGUGUGUUCUGGGUGGAAGACUCGGCCUCAAAUGUCUCGGGAAACUGGAAUGACUCUGGCUGUGAGACAGAGGUGGGAGAGAGACAGACAACCUGCCUCUGCAACCAUCUUACUUAUUUUGCGGUCCUGAUGGUUUCCAGUCUAGAAAUAGAUGUCGUCCACAAGCACUAUCUCACCACAAUCUCCUACGUUGGCUGCAUCAUCUCGGCCGUAGCCUGCACUCUGACCAUCGGCCUCUAUCUCUUCUCCAGGAGAAAACAGAGGCGGGAAGACUACACCAUCAAGGUCCACAUGAACCUCCUGCUGGCCGUCUUCUUUCUGGACAUCAGCUUCCUUCUCAGCGAGCCCGUGGCCCUCCUGGAGAACGAGAUGGCUUGUCGGGCCAGUGCCAUCUUUCUGCACUUCUCCUUUCUGGCUUGCUUGACCUGGAUGGGCCUCGAGGGCUACAACCUGUAUCGGCUUGUCGUUGAAGUCUUCAGCACCUAUGUCCCGCACUACCUCACCAAGCUCUGUGUGCUGGGCUGGGGUCUGCCUCUGCUGUUGGUGUUGGUUACUGUGCUGGUGGAUGGAAAGAACUACGGCUCAUUCACUUUCACCGUCCACAUGUCUUCUCAGCAGACCUCCCACCCCUCCAUGUGCUGGCUCACCGACCCGGUCAUCAGCUACGUGAUGAACCUGGGCUUCUUCUGCCUGGUGUUCCUUUUCAAUACCAUCAUGCUGGUCAUCAUGACCGUGCAGAUCUUCAAGCUGAACCGCCAGCGGGGAGACGAGUGGCACUACGUCCUGACGCUCCUCGGCCUCAGCCUGCUGCUGGGCAUCCCCUGGGGCCUGGUCUUCUUCGCCUUCACCUCCGGCACCUUCCAGCUCGUGGUACUGUAUCUCUUCAGCAUCAUCACCUCCUUCCAAGGCUUCCUGAUCUUCCUCUGGUACUGGUCCAUGCAGCUUCAGGCUAAGGCCUCUUCCCCGCUGAAGAGCACGUCAGACAGCGUCAAGCUGCAAAGCGGCAGCCACACCUCAUCCUACCGCCUGUGAGCCCUGCCCGAGUCCCACGGGAUUCUGGGACCUAGAGAUGCACGAUCCUGGGCCUCUCAACACUCCACAGAGCCUGGAAGUCCUUCUUGGCCUUAUCGCUGGGCCUCUCUCUCUGCCCACUUCCAUGUUCCUGGCUUACAGCCACACUUCUCCGUCCCAAGCAUCGUGGGCGGGGGCAGCUUCAGCGCCUUCUGGACCGGGAUGCCAGUCCGGGUCCUGAGGGGAGAAUCCGGCCAAGGGAUGGAGCCACUGGGGGCUCCCGGCUCCCACCGCACGAGGCACCAGGAGACUGUCGCUGGGGUGGUGGUUGGAGGCGGGGGUCAGGGACGGGGCAGAUGUUUGUGGGAGUAUAUUUUCCUGAAGAGUUCAUUUUCUGUGUACGGGGGAGUGGGGAAAGGCUGGGGGGAAGGUGGCCCUUGAGUGAAAGAAAGGAUGGGAGGAGCCUGACUAGCGGGCCUGGGAGAAAUCCAGAGACACAGCUUUCCAACGGGGACCUGAGACCAUCAGGCCUACCGCGCGAUGUCUUUUCCCUUUCCCCAAGAUCUGCCCUGUCUUUCCAGGGCCUAGGAGGGGAGAACAGCGAGUGUUGGGGGUGAGAACUAGCUUGAGAAGGGCCGGGUGGACUGCUCCAGGGUCUGGAACAGCGAUGAGAGGGACCAGUUCCCGGGGAAGGAAUGGGACAAUGAAGUCUUCCUUUGGACAAACAUUCCAUGGUUGGAGGGUAUCAACCUCUUGAAUAUGACUUCUCCCCUCGUGGUCCCCUCUGCCCAAAUCAAGGUACCAGGGCUCCUCUUUGACUUCCAUGAGUGGCAGACGCACAGUGAGUCUCCGUUCUGCACUGAAAUCUCUUUGGCUUCCCCCCAUUUUGCUCCAUCCCCACAACCUUGAAAGGGCCCAGGGGUGUCAAGACUACUGCAUUAUGUCUUAAAUAAUAUAUAUUUUUUGUAGCCCAUUUAAAAUAGGUAACUGUGUCUAUUGUAUAUAUUUUUUACAUUGUAUAGAUGUUCUUGUGCCUCUGAUGGACUUAUUAAAGUAUGUUCAGUGUGCUGCUA
Tachyglossus aculeatus (Australian echidna) is the source of this 3409-nucleotide messenger RNA. RefSeq names its product adhesion G protein-coupled receptor G1 (gene ADGRG1). The transcript has 15 exons. Bases 273 to 2357 code for a protein of 694 amino acids. The record is from RefSeq and is a predicted model, not a curated record. NCBI's taxonomy places the organism in Eukaryota, Metazoa, Chordata, Mammalia, Monotremata, Tachyglossidae. Gene Ontology annotation, biological process: cell surface receptor signaling pathway; adenylate cyclase-activating G protein-coupled receptor signaling pathway. Gene Ontology annotation, molecular function: heparin binding; G protein-coupled receptor activity. Gene Ontology annotation, cellular component: membrane.